AUGGCCUCGCUCCCUGUUACUAGUGCCGAAAGCAUGGGUGAUUCACCCAGUACAACACGUUAUAACAGAAGUGCUCUUUCGAAUGCCGAAAUUAUGAAAUUAUUAAAUUUUCCAAAUGAUGUAGACUGGCGGAAGACCCUACUGUUUGUCGUCGAUCCAGGAAACGGUCCUUACAACAUUGAAGACUUUGUACCUGAACUGAAGGAAAUUAUCGACUUAAAGGAUAUCAUUCACUUUGGAGUUUCUGUAGUGACUCAUGUCUUUACGAUCGGGCUUAAGAAUGAAGCUUCCGUGGAAAAUCUUUUAAAUAAAGGAACGAUAAAUGUAAAAGGUAAGCCCUGUAAUAUCAUAAGUAUAGAAAACCGGAAAAUAAUAGCCACAAUACACUGGCUCCCUCCCGAACUAUCUCACGAGCUUGUGACGAAACAUUUUAUAAACUACGGGAGAAUAGUAAAAUGCGAAUUCGUCAAAUGCAACGUCGAGGGAUUAGAGCAUAUCCUUACAAACAAACGACGGAUAUGGAUAGAGUUAAAAAGGGAUGUGAACUUAGAAUCACUACUAUACUUUAUUAAGGUCAAAGGUAUGUCAGGAGCUGUCGUAAUAGCCGGUCGUCCCCCGUUAUGCUACCGAUGUAAAAAUAAGGGCCACUUACGGAGGCAGUGUACUACGCCGAAAUGUAAAAAAUGUAACAAAUUCGGCCAUAACGACGAUAAAUGUUUGGGAGUCACUUUCGCUUCCAAGUUACAAAAUAAAACGGACUGGGCAGAAAUUAUGGACGACCUCGACAAAGAAUGUUCUGGAAGUAUCCAGAACAAAGGAAAUAGCUUAACUACUGCCGCAGGCAUUAACGAACUCCAGAUACCUCUAAACAAAGAGGUAAAUGAAGCAGAGGUAAGUGCUGCCCAGAAUCAGACAACAACAAGCAUUGAAAAGGAUGAAACAACAAACCCCCCGGCUGUACCUUACAAUAAUGAAAAUUCGUCACCGCUCCUAACAGCUAAACGGAGGAAAAAAACAAAAUUCCUUCCCAAUAUUAAUAUUACGAGAAAUACGAUAGCGGCAAAAGACCAAGAAAAUGACAUACUCACCUUACAAAAUAAAUUCGACUGCCUUAUGGAAACGAACGAAAUGGAAACAACCUUAGAGAACGAUAAAUUAGAAGAG
Centruroides sculpturatus (bark scorpion) is the source of this 1164-nucleotide messenger RNA. RefSeq lists its product as uncharacterized. Gene Ontology annotation, molecular function: nucleic acid binding; zinc ion binding. The annotation marks the transcript as partial. The record is from RefSeq and is a predicted model, not a curated record. Lineage: Eukaryota; Metazoa; Arthropoda; Arachnida; Scorpiones; Buthidae. The transcript has a single exon.